CCCUGCCCAUGGGCCCAGCACCGCCAUGGGCUGCCGGCUUCUACCUGUGCUGCUUCUGCUGCUUGGGGCCCCAGGCCCCCGGGGACAGGGCUCCGAGAGCCCCUCAGAGGAGCCCCUGGAGGAUGUCCCCCAGGAAGACGGGGUCUUGGUGCUGAGUGGCCGCACCCUGGGCCUGGCCCUGCGGGAGCACCCUGCCCUGCUGGUGGAGUUCUACGCCCCGUGGUGCGGGCACUGCAAGGCGCUGGCCCCCGAGUACAGCAAGGCAGCGGCCCUGCUGGCAGCUGAGGCGGCCACGGCCACGCCGGCCCAGGGGGGAGGGGCCCCGGACCUGAGGGACCUGCAGGACAGAAAUGUGGAGACUUUUCUGGCCUUGGCCCGGGAUGCCUUGGACAUGACCUUUGGCCUCACUGACAGGCAACAGCUCUUCCAGAAGUUCAGCCUCCCCAGGGACACUGUAGUCCUCCUCAAGGCGUUUGAUGAGGGGAGGGCUGACUUCCCAGUGGACGAGGAGCUGGGCCUGGACCUGGGGGACCUGUCCCGCUUCCUGGUCAUACACAGCAUGCACCUGGUCACGGAGUUCAACAGCCAGACGUCCCCAAAGAUCUUCGCCGCCAGGAUCCUCAACCACCUGCUGCUGUUCGCUAACCAGACGCUGGCUGCACACAGGGAGCUCCUAGCAGGCUUCAAGGAGGCGGCCCCCCAGUUUCGGGGGCAGGUGCUGUUCGUGGUUGUGGACGUGGCUGCUGAUAACGACCACGUGCUGCAGUAUUUUGGCCUCAAGGCCGAGGAGGCCCCCACCCUGCGUUUGGUCAACGUGGAAACCACCAGAAAGUACGCGCCCACGGGCAGGGGGCCCAUCACCACAGCCACUGUCACCGCCUUCUGCCGCGCAGUCCUCCAUGGGGAAGUCAAGCCCUAUCUCCUGAGCCAGGAGGUGCCCCCGGACUGGGACCAGCGCCCGCUGAAGACCCUUGUGGGCAAGAACUUUGAGCAGGUGGCUUUUGAUGAAACCAAGAACGUGUUCGUCAAAUUCUACGCCCCGUGGUGUACCCACUGCAAGGAGAUGGCCCCAGUCUGGGAGGCCCUGGCUGAGAAGUACAGGGACCAUGAGGACAUCAUCAUUGCCGAGCUGGACGCCACAGCCAACGAGUUGGACUCCCUCGCCGUGCACGGCUUCCCCACCCUCAAGUACUUCCCAGCAGGGCCGGGCCGCAAGGUGAUCGAGUACAAAAGCGCCCGGGACCUAGAGACCUUCUCUCGGUUCCUGGACAGCGGGGGCGAACUGCCCGCGGAGCAGCCCACAGAGGAGCCCACGGUCCCUGCGGCGGAGCCACUGGCUAAUUCCACUGUGGAGGCCAAGGAGGAGCUGUAGUUGCCCCACGUCACCCGUGUCCCCACACCACUGUCCUUGGGUACUGAGGGACCUGGCACUGUGAAUAAAGAACUGGUCCUGACCAAA
This is a messenger RNA of Tupaia belangeri chinensis (Chinese tree shrew), 1459 nucleotides long. RefSeq names its product protein disulfide isomerase family A member 2 (gene PDIA2). Lineage: Eukaryota; Metazoa; Chordata; Mammalia; Scandentia; Tupaiidae. Gene Ontology annotation, biological process: protein folding; response to endoplasmic reticulum stress. The transcript has 11 exons. The record is from RefSeq and is a predicted model, not a curated record. The coding region runs from base 26 to 1372 and encodes 448 amino acids. Gene Ontology annotation, cellular component: endoplasmic reticulum.